This is a messenger RNA of Homarus americanus (American lobster), 3862 nucleotides long. RefSeq names its product protein Star-like. The coding region runs from base 1988 to 2893 and encodes 301 amino acids. NCBI's taxonomy places the organism in Eukaryota, Metazoa, Arthropoda, Malacostraca, Decapoda, Nephropidae. The transcript has 6 exons. The record is from RefSeq and is a predicted model, not a curated record.
ACAUUAGUUUACCUUGUUAUUAUUUUAUGUUUAAUGUUUUUUUGUAGAUAAUAAUAAAGUUUUGUAUCUACUAGACUGUUACUCUUAAGAGAACUGAUGAAAGUACCAAAAACAGUACCUAGUAGAAGGUUGGCAAUAUUACACACCGAUGAUGUAGUGCUGAUGAAAACCAAGAGUAAUAUUUAUCUUGAUAUGUCUCUCUAUUAGGCAAGUCUUUAGUUUAGGUUAGGUCAGGUUAGGUCAGGUUAGGUUAGGUCAGGUUAGGUUAGAUUUGUUUUAAAAAUAAGGUGCCGGUAAUUCACCUUGAAGAAACUACGUGUAAAACUACUCAAACUUAAGCUGAAAAGUUCAUUAAUAAACUGUCAAAUAUACGGGUAGGUUCCUUGAAGCUUAGUGUUUAACCUAUCUGGAUGACUGGUAACAUGAACGAUAAGUCUAACUAAAGAAGAACCACUUACUAGAUAACAUAUUUAGUGCAUAGUUCUCCUAAGUUCAAUUUUACUUAAGGCAACACAUCAGGCAGGAAAGAAGAUUUACUUGAGCAGAACCAUUGUCUUUUAACGUACACUGUGCUGGAAAAUAGUUUAUACGAGUUUCAUAGCGCUAUAUUUUUUUUUUCACCAUGGCGCUAUGAGGUUGUUUGGUCAUCUGCCCUACCUCAUGUUAGUUAUUCACGUGACUCAUUAAACUGUAGCUAGGUAGUAGGGAUAUAUUAUGUAGUAUCUAUAUACAGGUGUGUCAUUAUAAACUAUACAACUUGUAGUUCUGACUAUACUUGUAGCUGUAUUUAUACUUGUAGUUCUGCCUGUACUUGUAGCUGUGUUUAUACUUGUAGUUCUGGCUGUACUUGUAGCUAUGUUUGUACUUGUAGUUCUAGCUGUACUUGUAGCUGUAUUUGUACUUGUAGUUCUGGCUGUAGUUGAAGCUGUGUUUGUACUUGUAGUUCUAGCUGUAGUUGUAGCUGUGUUUGUACUUGUAGUUCUAGCUGUACUUGUAGCUGUGUUUAUACUUGUAGUUCUGCCUGUACUUGUACUUGUAGUUCUGCCUGUACUUGUAGCUGUAUUUGUACUUGUAGUUCUGGCUGUAGUUGAAGCUGUGUUUGUACUUAUAGUUCUAGCUGUACUUGUAGCUGUGUUUGUACUUGUAGUUCUAGCUGUACUUGUAGCUGUGUUUGUACUUGUAGUUCUAGCUGUACUUGUAGCUGUGUUUGUACUUGUAGUUCUGGCUGUACUUGUAGCUGUGUUUGUACUUGUAGUUCUAGCUGUACUUGUAGCUGUGUUUGUACUUGUAGUUCUAGCUGUACUUGUAGGUGUGUUUGUACUUGUAUUUAUGCUUGUACUACCUAAAGUUUUACUCGUACUUCUAUUUCGGCACAUUCUUAACCCUGUGCUUGCUUGUAUUAGCCUCUCACAUAUAGACACAUUAAUAUUAUAUAAAUAUGGGCUAAUGACAUAUAUUCAUUAUAUACAUUCUAUCACCCAGACUAUUGAGCAUACAGCUACGUAAACAUUUGUUCUGUCACACCUUCUCGGGUGGACAGUCCAUAAAACUACAGACUCAACCCUCAGUGUGUGGGUAGGCUGUUUAGUUAAUGGCCGUGUUGGAGUGUGGCAACUCUCCAACCACCAGUCACCAGACUCAAGAGAGCUCAGCCCAGUUCUCACCAGUUCACAGCCUGACACGAUACCCUAAAGUCGUGUCGUGAGACCAGCUCUCCAGGCUGUACCUCUCUAAAUAUAUAAGCUAAUUAGAAGCUAAUAGCUAAUGCUCAUUAGUCUGUCAAUACCAAAUAAUUGAACAGACAUUACUACCAAAUAUACAGUAAUUAGAAAUUCAUCACGUGUGUUUACAUUAAACCAAGAAACAAGGAGUGAAGAGAACAUUACCCAGGGCAGCUGUGACGACUUCAACUAUCAACCAAUCUAAGACUGCAACAAAAGUUACAUGCCGUGAGAUUAUCUGAUAUCUCACUCAGCAGCAUCAAAGAAUGGCCUCCCUCGUGUAUCAACGUCUGAAGAUGAAGUAUGGUCAACUCCUGUGCCUCUGUGUGCUGCUCAUCUCCGUCUGGAUCUUGACCAACAAAUCAGGGACGACUCAACGCCUUAAUGAGAUAUUCAUUACCAAGACUUCCAUGGACUUGAAGGGAAAGGCUCCCCAGCCUGAGCGAGUCCUGACAGACGCUACCUACCAAGGGGCAGCCCAGGAUGACCCAGCACUGGUCACCUACGUCCGUCACCUCAUGAAACCUCCUUCCACUCUGCGGUACAACCUCACUCAUCCAGAAAAACAACAUUUCUCACAGUAUCGCCAAACUCAACACGCUGAUGCAACUUAUUUCCAUGGCAAGAGAGAGGGCUUCUUCGUGGAGGUGGGUGCCGUGGAUGGUGAAACCCUGAGCAACUCCCUGUACUUGGAGAGAAACCUCGGUUGGUCGGGGCUUCUCAUCGAGGUGUUCCAGACAACAUAUAAAACGCUCCUCCAGAAACACCGAAAAGCUUACUCCAUUAACGCAGCUUUAUCUUUCAACACCUCCUCCACCGAAGUCAGAUAUGUAAAACGCGGUACACUGGGCGUGUUAGGUCGCACCUUCCCGGACCGCGGGGAGAGGAUUCAGGCCAUUCCUCUGUACACCAUGUUGCUGGCUCUUAAUACUACAGUCAUUGAUUUCUUCAGUCUCGACAUUGAAGGGGGUGAGAUGAAGGUGUUGAUGACUAUCCCUUGGGACAAAGUCAAGGUUGGAGUCUUGGUGGUCGAGUCGAACCUUAUACCUGAAGGUCGGAAGUUCUUGGUGGACUAUAUGACCAGCAAGGGCUACAAGUUAGCUGGCCACAGAGGCAUCGACUCGUGGUUCAUUCUUCCCGAACUUGUGAACCAAUACCCCAAGAAGCAUUAGAACUAUUAAAUUGUGUGUCAUUAUAAACUAUACAACUUGUAGUUCUGCCUGUACUUGAAGCUGUGUUUGUACUGCUAGUUCUGACUGUACUUGUAGCUGUGUUUGUGCUUGUAGUUCUGGCUGUACUUGUAGCUGUGUUUGUGCUUGUAGUUCUGCCUGUACUUGUAGCUGUGUUUGUGCUUGUAGUUCUGCCGGUACUUGUAGCUGUGUUUGUACUUGUAUUUAUGCUUGUACUACCUAAAGUUUUACUCGUACUUCUAUUUCGGCACAUUCUUAACCCUGUGCUUGCUUGUAUUAGUCUCUCACAUAUAGACACAUUAAUAUUAUAUAAAUAUGGGCUAAUGACAUAUAUUCAUUAUAUACAUUCUAUCACCCAGACUAUUGAGCAUACAGCUACGUAAACAUUUGUUCUGUCACACCUUCUCGGGUGGACAGUCCAUAAAACUAGAGACUCAACCCUCAGUGUGUGGGUAGGCUGUUUAGUUAAUGGCCGUGUUGGAGUGUGGCAACUCUCCAACCACCAGUCACCAGACUCAAGAGAGCUCAGCCCAGUUCUCACCAGUUCACAGCCUGACACGAUACCCUAAAGUCGUGUCGUGAGACCAGCUCUCCAGGCUGUACCUCUCUAAAUAUAUAAGCUAAUUAGAAGCUAAUAGCUAAUGCUCAUUAGUCUGUCAAUAUCAAAUAAUUGAACAGACAUUACUACCAAAUAUACAGUAAUUAGAAAUUCAUCACGUGUGUUUACAUUAAACCAAGAAACAAGGAGUGAAGAGAACAUUACCCAGGGCAGCUGUGACGAUUUCAACUAUCAACCAAUCUACGACUGUAUCAAAGGUGACCUCAUCAAAGGUACCAGCGACUACCCUACACUCAUUCAGGCAAGUUUUAACAAGUGAGACAGUUCAAUAUGAAACCACAGCCCAAACAUCCUUCCUGGAGUAUUGUAUAAUAAAAUACCACAAGUUUCAA